ACUAACCUGUGAAGUUGACAUUUAUGGAGUUUAUCAAAGUAAACUAGGCGUUACAUGGUGAAUGAAGUGCUUUUAUUUUACAUUCUUGGUUACAGUUGCCAUGUAUUGAUGUUAGCUAGACGGCUAGCGAGCUGGCUAAUAAACGUCGAACAGAAUUUAUUAUAAAGGAAAAAUACAGGUAACGACAGCUUUCGGUUUUAGUCAUCUGUUGCUUAUUGUAGCAGCACUGACGUGACUUUGGGGCGUAGCCGAUCAAAAAAGAGCUCUAGCAGCCUAUAGGGGGAGGUUUCGUCAUCAACUGCCCAUCAAACACACACACACACACACACACGUAGCCGUAUUGCGCCUGACUCGUAGACCAAAGGAGUUCCUCCUGGAAGAAAUAGACAACACAGGCAGCUAACCGUCACCUAUCUAACACGCCAUGUAAAAGAGCCACCUUUGAAACGGAGGAUCUUUGACUCGUAACGAAGACGACGCUGCAGGAGGAGUCAGCCGCGACGCCCUUGCUCCCAAGUCCGAAGUGGGGGGCACACAUUCGGAGGGAGCUUCAGUAGCCAUCGACGCCCUGCCUGGCCGAGCCUCCGCACGUUUGUAGGCACCGGAGGGCAGCCGCAACACAAGCGAGGCUUCGGUGAAAUGAAAUGAGGCUCAGAAAUGGAACUGUGGCCACUGCGAUUAUCUUCUUCACGUCUUUCCUCAGCUUGUCCUGGUACACAGCCUGGCAGAAUGGCAAAGAGAAACUGAUAGCAUACCAGCGGGAGUUCCAUGCCUUGAAAGAGCGCCUUCAUGUGGCAGAGCACAGGACACUGCAACGCUCAUCGGAACUCAACAACAUCCUCGAGCAGUUCAAGCGGGCCAUCGCCGAAACCAACAGCAGCAAAGAUACCCUCACGACCUUCUCAGAUGAGACACAGAAACUACUGAAGGAGCUGGCCAGUAGGAAACCUCUCCAAGUGCCAAACAUCUUCCACCACCUGCCUCACCUGCUUAACAAUGAGGGCAGCCUGCACCCCGCCAUGCAAAUUGGCCUCGGACGCACCGGAGUUACCAUAGUGAUGGGGAUCCCCACAGUGAAGCGGAAGGUGAAGUCGUAUCUGUCGAAGACGCUGCGUUCGCUCAUAGAUAAGCUGUCCCCGGAGGAGAAACUCGACUGUGUGAUUAUAGUUUUUGUUGGGGAGACUGACCUGGACUACGUGCAAAGUGUGGUUGCCGACCUGCAGAAAGAGUUCUCAACGGAGCUGAAUUCAGGCUUGCUCGAGGUCAUCUCACCACCUGCCGCAUUUUACCCCGAACUCACGAACCUGAAAGAGACUUUUGGAGACUCCAAAGACAGAGUCCGAUGGCGAACCAAGCAGAACCUGGACUAUUCCUUCCUCAUGAUGUAUGCCGUGAGCAAAGGGGUUUAUUAUGUUCAGUUGGAAGACGACAUUGUGGCCAAGCCCAACUACUUUGCCACCAUGAAGAACUUUGCCCUCCAGCUCGCGUCAGAGGACUGGAUGGUCCUGGAGUUCUCGCAGUUGGGAUUCAUCGGAAAGAUGUUCCAGGCACCAGACCUGAAUUUUAUUGUCGAGUUCAUCUUUAUGUUCUACAAGGAGAAGCCCAUCGACUGGCUGCUGGACCACAUUCUCUGGGUUAAAGUUUGCAAUCCUGAGAAAGAUGCGAAACACUGCGAGCGACAGAAGUCAAGCCUUCGCGUGCGUUUCAGGCCCUCCUUGUUUCAACACGUGGGCCUCCAUUCUUCUCUGGCUGGAAAGAUCCAAAAGCUCACCGACAAAGACUUCCUGAAACCGCUUCUUCAUAAGAUGCAUGUUAAUCCCCCUGCUGAGGUGUCCACCUCCAUGAAGGUGUAUCAGGGUCACACACUGGAGAAGACGUACCUCGGGGAGGAUUUCUUCUGGGCCAUCACUCCCAAAGCGGGCGAUUACAUGCUUUUUAAAUUCGAUAGACCUGUCAGUAUAGAGAGGUUCCUGUUCCGUAGCGGUAAUCCGGAGCACCCGGGGGACAAGAUGCAAAACACCACAGUGGAAAUACUGCCCGUCUCCGAGACCGGACUGCAGACCAAAGAGAUGUACAAGAGAACCGAAGACCGCUUUUACAGGAUCGGUCAUUUUGAGAAGGGCGUGGCCGAGGGGGCAGUAGCUCCCUCCUUCAAUCCCAUCCUGGCCUUGCGGCUGUCUGUGAUCAAAGACUCGGCUGUGUGGGCCAUCAUCAGUGAAAUACAUAUAAAGAGGAUAGCAGGCUGACUUGAAUGGCUGCGCCCCUUGGGAGACCAAAAAUUUGGAAAGACUGCGCACCAGUGAAGCCCGCUAAGAGCUGCUCGUUUGAAGAACAUCCUUUUUUUUUUUCUCGAUCACUCGUUACUUUCUGCGUCUGUCACUCUUGUGGUCUUACCUCCUAUAGUGAGAAUGUGAAUACUACUGUCUACAAAAAACAGCUCCGUGAGCCGAAAUCUGACCCCCCACCCCACCCAGCAAGCAGCUUUGGGAAAAACAAAUAAUUCUUGAUUUAAUGAAGAUAAAUCAUGGCACCAGUCAACUGGCCACUUUCUAUGCUGCCAAAUCCCUCCCUCCCUGCUGCCACCCUUAGGCAAGCUGGGGGCAUUGCACUGUCACUCGUGCCAGCAACUGAGCUGCCAUCGAGAAUGUUCAGCCUCGCCAUUUUUUCUUGGGUUUUAAACAAAAAGAUUGACACCAGCCUAAAAUCACACGUGUUCCCUUACCUUCUAAAGAUAUCUUACCAAGUUCCUCGAAAACCCACCCAGAAAGUCUUCUUCAGCGUGUGUCUGACGAAGAUCUGUAUACAAAACCAAUCAGUUUUUAGAAGGAAUAUAUUGAUCUAUGAUUACCGAUAUGAAGGUGACUUUAAUUUAUUUGAAAUAAAUCUAAUUUGUACAAAAAGUAAAUAUAUUUUUAAUCUAUUGAGAUGUUUACAGUAGUGUUUUGUUUUUAUUGUGGAUUCUCAUGAUUUUUGGGGCUGUCCUCAACGUUGCCCCCUGCUUCUUUUCACUUUGUCAACAAUAGCGCUCACAAAUGCUAGAUGAUAGGAGGGGCUGGAAUAGACUUAAAAGUUUUGUGCAUCAAAUGUGGAGAAAUGUGCCUUAUAUCAGGUCCCCUCAUUGUGUAUCAGCGAUUUCAAUCACACUUGCCAAUGCCUCACUUGCUGGAUAUACAGUAUUAUUAUUAUUGUGAAAAUAAGACAGUUAAAUCAGUGUCCGGAUGUGACUCCAAAUGUGAACUUGACAUCACAUUGCAUCUUAAAACUGUUAGCCUUGCACUGCUUGUUUGUUACAUCACCACCGUGACCACCCUUUUUGCACGGUACCAAGGAGUGUAAGGGCCACACUGGAAAAAAAGUUACUACUUUGCCAAAAGGCAGUUUUUGCAAGAAAAUUUUUUUUCCGAGAUAAGUCUGAUUUUUUUCUAGAAUAAAGUCAAUCUUGCAUGAUGUGCAUGGCAAUGUUAUGAGAAGGACUUAGUAAUGUGGUGGUACCAUGAGGUCAGCUUUUUUUUUUUUUUAGAUAGAAGAUUUUCAAAAUUUGUACGAUUUUUUUUUUUUUUGUAGACGUAUUUGUGUAAAGAACGAGGGAAAGGCUUCUUGAGACGUCAUCUGUACUUCUGUGAAGAAGGUGUCGGACGUUUCGCUCCUCAUCCGAAGAGCUUCGUCAGCGAACUAAUAAGUGCUGGUAGCCUAGGCCUUAAAUACAGUAAGAGUGGGCGGAAUUGGUGUGCCAACACCCUCCUCCUAUUGGUUCCUUACACUAAGCCUGGGCGGAGUAGGUCUUAUCCUCUCCCGCCAUUAGCACCUCCGAUAAAAGGGAAGUGUCGCUCCCUGAGUUGGGUAUGAACGACUCUGAUACUGGCUCGUUAGCAUCUAUUGUUCUGGCUUGGCCCUGGCUUCACCUCAUUUGCAAGACUAAGAGCUGUGGGUUUCGGUCUCAGUAACCUGCUGAACACAGGGUCCAAAUUAAACCUCAAACCACCAUUCCGAUUCAAUGAUGGGUUCUGUUGUUUGACAAAAAUAGCUUCCUUUACUCCUCUUUCAAACCAUCUGUUUUCUUUGGCCAAAAUCUUUACCUCGCUGUCCUCAAAAGAGUGAUUGGUUGCUUUAAGGUGUAGAUGUACUGCUGAUUGAGGACCGCUAGAAUUGUCCCUGCGAUUUUGAUAAAGCCUUUUUUGGAGCAUUUGCUUAGUUUCCCCAAUGUAGUGCUCUUUGCAUUCCUCAUCUUUACAGUGGAUGGAAUAGACCACAUUGCUCUGUUUUUGGUUUGGAGCCUUGUCUUUAGGAUGCACUAAUUUUUGUCUCAGGGUAUUUACUGGUUUGAAAUAGGUAGGAAUUUUGUGUUGCCAUAAGAUCCUCUGGAGUUUUUCGGAGACCCCAGCUACAUAAGGGACUACCACUCCUCUCCUUUUUGCUUCUGUGGGCUUUUGGGUUUCUUUUCCUACUCUCUUCUUUUGACAUUUGAGGCCCACCACGGGUACCCACAGGUUGAGAGCGCUCUCUGGACAUGUUGUGUCUCCUUUUUCCUUCCCUCAGCACUAGUUGGUAUUUGUUCCGCUCUAUGUUGGAGGGUCCUAAUAACCCCUAGUUUAUGUUGUAGUGGAUGGUUUGAUUCAAAAAGCAGGUAUUGGUCAGUGUGUGUGGCCUUUCUAAAGACCUCUGUAAGUAGCUGUCUGUCCUCUCCUAUAAAUUACCUUGCAGUCUAAGAAGGCUAGUUGGUUCUCUUUAGUGUCCUCGCGAGUAAAUUUGAUAUUGGUGUCCACCGCAUUGAUAUGAUCUGUGAAAGACUGAAUUUCCUGAUUUUUGAGUAUGACAAAGGUGUCAUCCACGUAUCUAAACCAGCACCUUGGUUUUGUCCCUGAGAAGGAUGUGAGAGCCUGUUUCUCCAUCUCUUCCAUGUACAGAUUCACCACUAUGGGUGAGACUGGUGAGCCCAUAGCACAACCAUGAAUUUGUCUGUAAAAUUUCCCUCUAAACUGAAAAUAUGUAGUGUUAAGGCAAAUUUCCAAUAAUUGGCAGAUGUGGUCAGCACUAAGUUUUGUUCUCCGAUGCAGAGUUGAGUCCUCGAGCAGUCUCUUCCUCACCACCGAGAUUGCUGCUGAGGUGGGGACAGAUGUGAAAAGUGAAGUCACAUCAUAAGAUACCAAAGUUUCCUCUGGCUCCAAUCUGAGGUCUUUGAUACUCGCCACAAACCCUUUUGUGUUUUCUAUAUGAUGAUCAGUGUUGCCUACCAAUGGGGAUAAGACUGGUUUUACAUAUUUAGCUACAUUGUACGUGGUAGAGUCAAUGCUACAGACAAUGGGUCUGAGGGGAAACCCUUCCUUGUGAAUUUUUGGAAGGCCAUAGAUACAGUACAUGGUGUAGCCUCCCCAGGGUAUAACCUGUGAUACAUCUGUCUGUCAAUUAGUUCUUCCUUCUCUAACUUUUGGAGACAGUCUAUGAUUUCUUUCUUAUACCUACUGGAUGGGUCCCUUUUAAGUUGCUCAUAUGUGUUGGCAUCACUAAUUAGGCUUUUUAUUUUUUCUUCAUAGUCCAAUGUGUUGAGAACCACUGUGCAUAUGCCCUUAUCAGCUGGUAAGAUGGUGAUGCUCUCAUCUUUCUGCAGAGCCGCUAAUGCUUUCCUCUCACCUACCGUGAUAUUGGACGGUGGUGGUUUAGCUCUACUGAGAAGGGCCGAUAUUCUCAGACGAAGGUCCCCUGCCUCUGUUCUAGAAAGGUUAUUGUUCCUGAUGGCCGAUUCAGCUGUUGUGAUAUAGUCUACUGUGGGUAUUGUUUUAGGAGUCACUGAGAAGUUGAGACCCUUGGUUAAUACUGCCUUCUCUGUCUCCGAGAGGCUUCUGUCUGACAGAUUUUUGAUCCAAUCUUCUUUAGUAUUGGUCUGAUUCCCCCCCCUCCUUAGUGUUUACGACAAGCUGUGGUCGAUUUUCCAAUAGAAGUUUCUGGAAUUUUCCUUUAUGCCUUUCUUUGGUUUUGCUAUGGUGCUUCAUAUAACCCGAUUUAAUAAAUUCACAAACCUCCUGAUAGGUUUCGUGCGUAAGCUUGGUUUGCAAUCUCUGAUAGAAGGUUUCUACUUCAGACUGUUUAUUUCUUAUCUCUAUGUUAAGUCUCCUAAUUCUCAAAUUCUGUAUUUUUCUGAUGUAGUUUAGUUGCAUUUUCCUUGCCAAGUGUCCUUGCUCAAGGGACGCUUGCCUCAUGCAUUUGGGGAUUAACCUACUCUGCCUGCAUCUAAGAUUGAAUCUGAGGUGGUUCCUUAAAUCUGCUAAUUUAAGAGUGGUCUUUUUUAAGCUAUGUACCAGCAGAAGGAUGUCUCUUCCAAAGUUGGUAGCAAUGCGUCUGUGUAGGCUCUCAGUCGUACAGGAGUUGUCCAUCGAGGGAAGUGCUUCUUGAGACGUCAUCUGUACUGCUGUGAAGAAGGUGUCGGACGUUUCGCUCCUCAUCCGAAGAGCUUCGUCAGCGAACUAAUAAGUGCCGAUAAAAGGGAAGUGUCGCUCCCUGAGUUGGGUAUGAACGACUCUGAUACUGGCUCGUUAGCAUCCAUUGUUCUGGCUCGGCCCUGGCUCUACCUCAUUUGCAAGACUAAGAGCUGUGGGUUUCGGUCUCAGUAACCUGCUGCCCUUUUAUCGGAGGUGCUAAUGGUGGGAGGCACACCAAUUCCGCCCACUCUUACUGUAUUUAAGGCCUAGGCUAC
This is a messenger RNA of Dunckerocampus dactyliophorus (ringed pipefish), 6688 nucleotides long. It is a transcript of the gene mgat4a, whose product is annotated as alpha-1,3-mannosyl-glycoprotein 4-beta-N-acetylglucosaminyltransferase A. The transcript is spliced from 16 exons. The record is from RefSeq and is a predicted model, not a curated record. Bases 645 to 2246 code for a protein of 533 amino acids. NCBI's taxonomy places the organism in Eukaryota, Metazoa, Chordata, Actinopteri, Syngnathiformes, Syngnathidae. Gene Ontology annotation, molecular function: methyltransferase activity; acetylglucosaminyltransferase activity; 2-oxoglutarate-dependent dioxygenase activity. Gene Ontology annotation, biological process: protein N-linked glycosylation. Gene Ontology annotation, cellular component: endoplasmic reticulum; endoplasmic reticulum-Golgi intermediate compartment; Golgi stack.